Molecule: messenger RNA, 651 nt
Organism: Protobothrops mucrosquamatus (brown spotted pit viper)
Lineage: Eukaryota; Metazoa; Chordata; Lepidosauria; Squamata; Viperidae
Product: phospholipid scramblase 2-like
Exons: 5
Biological process (GO): plasma membrane phospholipid scrambling
Cellular component (GO): plasma membrane
Molecular function (GO): phospholipid scramblase activity
Source: RefSeq, a predicted model, not a curated record
GUAGACCAAAUUUUGAUCCAUCAGAAGGUGGAACUUGUAGAAGCUUUCAUCGGCUUCGAAGGCAACAACAAGUACGAGGUGCGAAACAGCCUCGGCCAGCACAUCUUCCACGCGGAAGAGCAGAACGACUGCUGUACCAGGAACUGCUGCGGCUCUCUACGCCGCUUCUCCAUGCGGCUGGACGACCCCAGUGGCCGCGAAGUCAUCCGGCUUGUCCGUCCACUGAAAUGCGUCAGCUGCUUUUUCCCCUGCUGCCUUCAGGAGAUGGAAGUCCAGUGCCCGCCGGGUGCCACCAUCGGCUACGUGGUGCAGACCUGGCAUCCCUUCAUGCCCAGGUUCUCCAUCCAGAACGUCGAGAAGGAGACGGUGCUCCGUGUUUUGGGGCCCUGCUUUGCCUGCAGUUGCGGCGGGGAUGUCAGCUUCGAGGUGAAGACCCGGGAUGAGUCCCGUGGGGUGGGCCGGAUCAGUAAGCAGUGGAGCGGCCUCCUUAAGGAAAUCUUCACCGACACGGACAACUUUGGGAUCCAGUUCCCCAUCGAUCUGGACGUGAAGGUCAAGGCGAUUCUCCUCGGAGCCUGCUUCCUCAUUGAUUUUAUGUUUUUCGAGAAGACGGGAGAAGUUGGACAGAGGACCUCUGUAAUGAGCAGUUGA